CAAUAUGGCUGCUCCAGUCGUUCCCAGUAGCUUUCAGAUUUACAACUCGUACGUCGAAGAUCCAAAAUGGCAAAUCAAAUUCACCAUCAUUUGGUGCUCUGGCUUGGCACUGACUGUGGUUGUCUCCAUUCCGAGUUUAAUUCUUGGUCUGAGACAUGGGCGUUCCCUCAAGGGAAUCACUGGAAUCUCAGAGACCGAUGGAUAUCAGCCCGCCCAUUCCGAUGGCAAGGAGCCACCGCCUAUCCGUCGAAGACAUCGUAGGUUGGUUGGAGCCUGGAAUGCUCUUAUCUCACCGACGUAUUGGUCUCCUGUGAAGCUCGGGCUCAAUCUCGGACAAAUCAUAGUCUUAUUGGCGUACCUCGCAGCUGUACCCGUCUGCAUCAUAAAGGAUGUACCUCUUAUUUCUAAUCCGAACAGAGCUGGAUUUCUCGCUCUUGCACAGUUUCCGGUUGUCUUUUUGUUCGCAACAAAAAACUCAAUUCUGUCCUUAUUGUUAGGACCAGGGAAUGGCUACGAGAAACUCAACUUCAUGCAUAGGAUGGCGGGAAGACCUAUGUUCUUCGGCGGAUGCAUUCAUGGAUCCCUGUUAAUUCGCAAUCUACAGCAUGGACUUGCAAUUCUUGGUCCUCAGAAAGUGACUUCGGGCGUGGCUUCGCUGGCCCUCCUCUCCAUCAUCGUCCUUCUGUCUUUGAGGCCAUGUUUCUUCGUCGUCCACGUUUUGACAUACGUGGCAUUCUUUGUCACCAUAUGCUACCAUAUGCUAUAUGCAUCGCCGUGGAUAUUCCCUCCCCUUGCAUUUUACGGCUCAGAUGUAUUAUUGCGCCUAUUCCGCUAUCGAAUCAAGGAUGCCACCCUCACUGCGCAGGACGCUCACAUGACUUUGAUCCGCGUUCAUAAUUGCGACGAUAGCUGGCUUGCUGGCCAGCAUGUCAGAUUGCGCGUUUUCUUUUCCAACAGAGUUUUUGAAUACAAUCCCUUCACUAUCCUCUCGGUAUCACCAUCUCAUUCUUGCCUCUCCUCACCUUGCAAACAAGAACGUUCACAAAUCAAUGAGAAGUCUGAGGGCAACUCGGAUGCCUUAGUUCAAGUCAUGCUGGAUGGUCCUUAUGGAGGGUCAAGCGUCGACCUGGGUUUGUACGAAAGCGUGUUUCUUGUAGCUGGCGGGUCUGGGGUCACAUUCACUCUUGGUCUGCUGGACGACAUCGUCGGCAGGUGUGUCAAACUAGGCCGCAGUCAGGAGGAACGAACGAGGAGAAUCGAGUUCACCUGGUGCAUUGGAUCAUUCGGUAUCUCAAUUUUGACUAUAGAUAGAAUGAUUUGCAUAGAUAUUGCUACGGCAGCGUCGAAUAGCACCAUAGACCUGCACAUCUCUAUUUUCGUGGCGUGCCUUUGCAAUCCGAAAGCGGUACCUGGAAUCCCUAACUCCAUCGACUUCAUCAAUCUUCCGCCGUCAUCUGAAAAGGAAGAUUUGAUCGAAACCCGAUGUGAUGAAAGCCAGAAAUCGCCUGGCUUGGGUGGGGGAGUCGUGGUCUGCGCUAGCAGCCCAGAGAGCUUGACGAGAGACGCGCAGAAUGCAGUCGCGAGAGCAACUCUGGUUUCCCAUCAAGUGGCGCAUCACCUGCCAGUACAACCUGUGACCUGAAUUUAGUUGGUUGGCCUAUCAGUUUACACUGGGAGCGGCGGCGAUUGAGCGGACGACAAUUAGCAUUCGAGUAUAG
Molecule: messenger RNA, 1718 nt
Organism: Suillus fuscotomentosus
Lineage: Eukaryota; Fungi; Basidiomycota; Agaricomycetes; Boletales; Suillaceae
Product: iron reductase
Exons: 10
Coding region: 5-1642 (545 amino acids)
Biological process (GO): copper ion import; intracellular iron ion homeostasis; iron ion transport
Cellular component (GO): plasma membrane
Molecular function (GO): ferric-chelate reductase activity
Source: RefSeq, a predicted model, not a curated record